This is a messenger RNA of Lepus europaeus (European hare), 942 nucleotides long. RefSeq names its product olfactory receptor 8D2-like. Lineage: Eukaryota; Metazoa; Chordata; Mammalia; Lagomorpha; Leporidae. Gene Ontology annotation, biological process: sensory perception of smell; G protein-coupled receptor signaling pathway. Bases 1 to 942 code for a protein of 313 amino acids. Gene Ontology annotation, molecular function: odorant binding; G protein-coupled receptor activity; olfactory receptor activity. The transcript has a single exon. The record is from RefSeq and is a predicted model, not a curated record. Gene Ontology annotation, cellular component: membrane.
AUGGAUGCAGGAAAUCAUUCUUCAGUAGCCUAUUUUAUCCUUGAGGGGUUGACAGAUGAGCCAGGGCUCCAGCUCCCUCUCUUACUACUCUUUCUACUGAUUUACAUGGUCUCCAUUGUGGGAAACUUGGGCUUGGUCUUUUUAAUCAGGAUCAGUUCACAGCUGCACACUCCUAUGUACUAUUUUCUCAGUAACUUGUCCUUCAUAGAUCUCUGUUAUUCGUCUGUCAUAAUUCCCAAGAUGUUAAUGAACUUUGUGUCAGAGAAGAAUUCCUUGUCUUUUCCUGAGUGCAUGGCCCAGCUGUUUUUCUUUUGCUUCUUUGGCAUUGAUGACUCCUACAUGCUGACAGCCAUGGCAUAUGAUCGUUAUGUUGCCAUCUGUAAGCCCUUGCUCUACAAUGUCACCAUGUCCCCCCGUAUCUGUUUUCUACUGGUCACCAGCGUGUAUACAAUGGGAGCUUUGGGGGCUUUUGUCCAUACCAGCUAUAUAUCUAGCCGUUCCUUCUGUGGGACUAAUGUCAUCCAUCACUACUUUUGUGACAUCCUUCCUCUUCUGAAUAUAUCUUGCUCAAGAGACAACACUAAGGAGCUUUUAGUGAUGAUUCUGGUUGGAUUUAACGUGUUGGCAUGUGUGUUACCCAUCUUCACCUCUUACACCUUCAUCCUUUCCAGCAUUCUGCAAAUUCAUUCAGCCGAAGGUAGGUCCAAAGCCUUCAGUACCUGCAGCUCCCAUCUUGCAGCUGUUGGGGUCUUCUAUGGCUCCAUCAUCUUCAUGUAUUUUAAACCAUCUACCAGCGACACAAUCCAGGAGAAGGUGGCCUCUGUAUUUUACACCACAGUGAUUCCCAUGAUUAACCCCCUUAUCUACAGCCUUAGGAAUAAGGAUGUCAAGGAAGCUCUACAGAAAUUUCUCAGUAGUAGAAUAUUUUCUGAGUCUGUGUAA